This is a messenger RNA of Salmo salar (Atlantic salmon), 2297 nucleotides long. Lineage: Eukaryota; Metazoa; Chordata; Actinopteri; Salmoniformes; Salmonidae. The record is from RefSeq and is a predicted model, not a curated record.
CGGGAGAACCCAAUUGAGAGGGAAAAUAGGGUAAUGGAACAAUUUCAUUCAGGUCAUUUGUCAGCUAUUUUGCGUCCCCCGUUGCCAACAUGCCUGGAGGUCUAGGAUUUCAAAUAAGCGAGGACUCGAAAUAUCCAAUGACCGACGACUGGAAAGGACUGUUUGAGAGAGGACGGGUGAUUCCUCCACACAGCCAGACUGUUCGACAGGCACAGGACUCAUUUCACACCCAUUCUCAAGGCUUCCAAAUCAUCCUGAAGCAUCUUGAUGGACCUCACAUUCAACGGGAGAAGAAGGAAGGGGAGUCAGAAGGGAGUCGAAAGAGGGAACCAGUCAAGUACCAGCUGAGUGUUUCCCUGUUUGAUACCAGCCACCAGCACUUCUUCGGGAGAACGUGGAAGAGCUCGCCCCAACAGAUGAGUGGUGUCAACAGGGCAAUGUUUAAUGAGGUGGUGUACCUCCACACCUCUCUGCGUCUACCAAGCGUGGUGGCCGUGGUGGAGCUGGUGGCGUUACAGCCCAGGGCAGACGGCUCCCAGCAUGCACUGGGGUGCGGCUUCGCCAUCCUGCACCUCUUCUCCAGCAUGACAGAACCUCAGGCCACCGAGGGGGACAGAAGGCUAAGUUUGUACCACGGAACACCAAGGACCCUACUCCAUCCACUACUGAGGGACCCUAUAGAGCAGAACAAGCUGUUGACGCCCAUCGAUGGUGCUCAUUUGGUGUGCAGCUUGAAGCCUCACCCUGCUCUAGCCCCUGCCAUGCACCUCUUCCCCCAGAACAUGCUGGUGUCUGGAGAUGAGAACAUCCCUGGGGUUACGCCCUCCCCUACAGGAGAUUCCCUGUUGAAGCCCCACAUAGUGAAGAGCCUCACCUGCUUCCUGGACAGGCUGUCCAUCUCUCUGCAUCCCUCCCUGGAGAAGUUUGAGAGCCAGCUGCUGCAGCAUGUCAGCAUGGACUGCCACAAUACGAAACACUCGGGUCCGGAGAGCUCAGCGGUGGUGGUCAUCCAGGAGCGGAGGCUCCACGUGGGGGUCCACAACGGCUGGGGCUUCUUGGAGCGCCCCCAGGUGGUGGUGCUGGAGACAACCGAGGCCACCGAUUGUAGCAGGGGACGAAAGGGCACACUGACCAGAGACUGCAGCUCCAGUCCUAGUCAGAGCCUGGCUCUACGUAGCAGUCUGGAGCUCAAGCUGCCCAGUCACCAGGCUGUGGGGAUCGCCCUCCAGCUUGAGUAUGUCUUCUCCUCGCCGCUCGUCGGUGACGGAAAGAUGAUGAUUGAAGAGCCGUAUUGAGAAUCUCCACAAGAUGCUUUUGUCUGCCCAGUUGAGUUGCUGCUCUAUGCAGUUUAUGUGUAGAUCACACCACUUUGAUGCCUAUACGGAGUGCUCUUUCAAACCUCACACAGAAAUUUGUGUUAGGGAGUUAACUGUCCCCCGAAUGGGUUCUUUUUGUUCCAUUGCUUGUAUACCAACCAUGGGCUGUGUUUGAUGGUGGUAAACUGUGUAAUAAAGGUUUCUUGGAAUUUAUCUUGUAGAAAGAACCCUCUCUGUGCCAGUUAAUAAGAGUGUUUGGGUUCAUGUUGAUGCUAUCGUGGCAGUUCUGAAUUCUAAAGGCUGUGCUGAAGAGCUAUCUAUGCAGAAACAUGCCCAGUUUCAAAGGGUUGUUCGCCUCCAGCUCAUGUGGAUAUAACAUGCCUGUCUUUAAUAUGCACUAACAGUAAUUUAGUCAAGUUUGAGCAGUUUUCUACAGUUGGAAGACUUUGGAAGUUUGAUAAGAGGCGAAUGCUGGGCAGAUAAGAGCAUUCUCUGCACUGUAGAAGACGCCUGUGAUUGGUGCUUUGUUUCCCCUCACAUUUGCUCCUCAGAUAUCCAACCAGCAUUUCUUCCCACAGGUCAAAUCCAAACCGAGAAUAUUCAUUAAACAUUACAGAACAAAGUGUUAGACCAUGUGCUAGACACGACAGUCUGCUCUGAACGAGAGCUCAAAAGAGAGGGUGUUGAAAACACAUUAGAUAAAUUGCCUCAUAUUUUUUACUGGCUACUUCCACCACACAAUAAACUUAUCUCUCCCUAGUUAAAUAAUUUUUACAUAAUCAUCACUUUCAAAAUGGACUCGCUUGAAUUAAUGUUUCUUAUGAAACAUCUUAUUAAUUCGACCUCGUGAAAUGGAAAAACAGGCAGUGCCUCCUGGGAAUAUAUAUGGCUAUCUGUUUUACAGCCCCCAUUUUCAAGUUUAAAUUCAAUGAAGUAGCAGUUAAUGUCUGCACUUGCGGGGGGAAGACAGUGCAAUCGGAA